AUGACUAAGUCUAACAUGAUCUUGAUGAUCGUGGCUAUUUCCGCCAUCACCAGAGUUCUAGUCUCCGGUGACAAUAACACGGGCUUUGGAUGCGCCGGGGAUGUAAUGGGACUGAUGGCAAAUUGCUUCCUAUACGUCCAAAAGCUGCCACCAUUGCCGUCGUUGCCAUCACUACCAAAGCUACCAUUCCCAAUGUCGAACAUUCAGCUGCCGAGGUUUGAACCCUCCGCCAAGUGCUGCCAGUCUUUCAGCAUGACGGACAUCCCCUGUGUCUGCCGGUACAUGCCAGCGCAGAUCUCAAACAGGAUAAACAUGCCGAGAUUUGUCAGUGUCUCGGCUUACUGCGGAAAAAUUCUCCCAAGUGGGCUUGCGUGUGGAAGUAAGCUAACCUAA
This is a messenger RNA of Morus notabilis, 393 nucleotides long. RefSeq lists its product as uncharacterized. The transcript has a single exon. The record is from RefSeq and is a predicted model, not a curated record. The coding region runs from base 1 to 393 and encodes 130 amino acids. NCBI's taxonomy places the organism in Eukaryota, Viridiplantae, Streptophyta, Magnoliopsida, Rosales, Moraceae.